CUUUUCGCACGUUUCAUUUCAGUCUUAAUUGGAUACCGCAAGUGGACGCACGUUGGCGGGGCGUUUGUGGAUGUUUGUGUAAAUAAAUGCUUUUUUUCGGUAUAUUUAUAUGCGUUUGCUUGCUUGCUUUAUUCACGGAUAAACGCUGACGACGCGCUGAUUUUGUGUAGAGUUUCAUUUCAUUUAUGUACAAAGUGCGAAAACAAUGAAGAAAUCAAAACAAAUUAACCACAAAUAAUACACAACAAAAACAAAUAUCACCCACCUAAAGUAAAACAAAAAAAUUGUGCCAGCACUUGAGUGUAAGUGCAGUAAAAGAAGUUUUGUACAAAAACAGCGCAAAUGAAAAGUCGUGUAGAACACCGAAACGCUUGUAAACAAAACGCUUAAAACUUGCGCAACACCUGAACGCGCUUAUCGAAGUAAUUGCUAGCCUAAAAGCCGUCAUGGCUGAUACAAUGCAUCUUGUAAGUUUUCAUCCGCCACAUACGCAGCUAAGAACACAAGUAUUGAAAUUGAUGCCAUUCUUCAAUGCAGUUUUUGUUUACUUUGCCUUCGUACAAGAUCCACACGGUGAACUCUGGACGACAGUUCUAAAAUGUCUACCGAUUGUGAUGUUACUUGUGUAUGUUGUGGCCAAAGGCUUCGCCCUAACACCUGCUUACAGAUACUCCCAGCGCAUACUGCUCGGCUUAGUUUGCUCAUGCGCUGGUGAUGCGUUGCUCAAUAUUAAUCUCUUCCUCGAAGGCAUGGGCGCAUUUGCUAUCGGUCAUAUCUGGUACAUAUCAGCGUUUGGUUGGAGACCCUUGAAACUGCCAAUCGGCGUGGCUUUGUACAUUUGCGGUGCUGUGGCAAUAUCCUUGGCUUUCAACCGUCUAGAUGGCGUACUCGCUAUUGGGGUUCCUAUUUAUACUGCUCUCUUGUCGACCACUUGUUGGCGGGCCAUUGCACGCGCUCUCCAACACUCCAGCUUCUUAAAUACGUUCUGUGCUGUGGGCACAGUACUGUUUCUCCUAUCUGAUUCAGUGAUCGGCAUUAAUAUGUUCUUGGUACCGGUUCCGUAUUCAAGAAUAAUCAUUAUGUCCACUUAUUACACUGCUCAAUUCGCCAUCGCAUUCAGCACUGCCAACGACAGUCCAGAGCUUAGGAAGCUUAUGGUGAAUUGCGAACCGGCGCCUAAAGGUCAUCGCGUCAAAACAAAAGACUGAUCAGUUACUGAGCAAUUUACGCUCCAUUAAAUGCGUGUAGCUCAAGUUGCGAAGCAAUACAAUUGUCAUAAACAAAACUGCGUUGCCUACGCCGAACAAUCACCACCAACAAAACCAAAAAACAAGGAAUAUGAAAUAACUAAAAUGCCCUAAAAACUUCCAUUGUACCUUUACUGUCUGGACAUUUCGUGCGGAAAACGAGUUACUUUAGCAUCUACUACAAAUACAUACCAAGCAUUUUGGAAAUAUAAUGGAUACAUGCAUUAUCCGAGAAAUAUUUGUACAUAGCAUGUUACAUAUAGUAUACACAUACAUAUUAUAUAUAUACAUAUUUACUUAUUUAAUCUUGUUAGUCUAGGUAUUAUAAAUUAUAAAUGUGUCAAUUUAUUUAUAAAAUGUAGUUGUUUAAAUUAACGGUAGUUUUUAGAUUUUGGUGUUGUUUUUUUCCAAGAAAUAAAUGAACUUCUAAUUGUAAA
Messenger RNA from Zeugodacus cucurbitae (melon fly), 1684 nucleotides. Its product is annotated as lysoplasmalogenase-like protein TMEM86A. Bases 447 to 1208 code for a protein of 253 amino acids. The transcript is spliced from 5 exons. The record is from RefSeq and is a predicted model, not a curated record. Lineage: Eukaryota; Metazoa; Arthropoda; Insecta; Diptera; Tephritidae. Gene Ontology annotation, cellular component: membrane.